Messenger RNA from Drosophila novamexicana, 1833 nucleotides. Its product is annotated as facilitated trehalose transporter Tret1-like. Gene Ontology annotation, molecular function: sugar transmembrane transporter activity. Gene Ontology annotation, biological process: transmembrane transport; carbohydrate transport. The record is from RefSeq and is a predicted model, not a curated record. The transcript is spliced from 6 exons. Gene Ontology annotation, cellular component: membrane. The coding region runs from base 62 to 1462 and encodes 466 amino acids. Lineage: Eukaryota; Metazoa; Arthropoda; Insecta; Diptera; Drosophilidae.
CGACCGUAGAGCAUUGCAUAUUAAUUAGUUAGUGCUGAAAAACGGUUAAAUCAAAACCAAAAUGGUUCACAGUGUUGGCGAGCAAAAGAUGAGUGUGUUUAGUGCGCGUUAUCGCUGGCAGAUCAUAGCCACCAUGACAGUGCACAUCAUGACCUUGACACACGGCAUUGGUGUGGGCUGGUUGGCGCCAUCGCUUCCACUGCUGGGCGCCGAGCUGUCGCCGCUCGACAGACCCAUUAGUAUCGAAGAGGCCUCCUGGGUAGGCUCCUUGAUCGGCCUGGGCGCGCUCGCGGGCAACAUAAUCUUUGGGCUGCUGGUGGAUCGUUUGGGUCGCAAAAUGAGCAUGUACUUUCUGGCCAUACCCAAUAUGACCUAUUGGAUUCUUAUCUAUACGGCACAAGAUGUGACGUAUCUAUAUGCGGGUCGUUUCCUAGCCGGCAUUUCGGGUGGCGGCUGUUAUGUGGUAUUACCGAUAUUUGUUGCUGAAAUCUCUGAUAACAACAUACGUGGCGCACUAUCUUCCAUGGCCAUGAUGUAUGUUAGCAUUGGCAUGAUUAUAGGAUAUAUACUCACCACCUAUCUCAGCUAUUAUCUGAUGCCGUGCAUAGCUAUAUUACUGCCAGUCGUUUAUCUGCUGGCCAUCUGGGGCUUAUCUGAGACGCCACAGCACUUGCUGCGCAAGGGACGCAAUGAGCAGGCCGAGAAAUCGUAUUACUUCUAUAAAAAUCUGCCAGCAUCUAAUCCAGAUAAUGAGUCAGCUCACAAUGAUGCAGCUAAAAAGGAGUUUGAGACAUUCAAGCAACAAGUGCUGAAGGGUGGUGUGCAGCAAGACGUCGGCUGGAAAGAUUUCUUUAAUCUGCCUACCAUGAAGAUCUUUGCUUUGAACUUUACAUUGCUCGUUUGCAAUCAGCUGUCGGGCAGCUUUGCGUUCUUCAACUACACCUCGCACAUCUUCAACGAGCUGGAGACACAAAUGGCUGCGAAUACCUGCACCAUUAUAGUGGGUGGUGUUCAGGUCUUGGGCAUAAUAUGUGCCGUUAUUUUGGUAGAUCGUGUGGGUCGGCGGAAGCUGCUGCUUACAUCCUUGGCGGGCAUGGGUCUGGGUGAGCUAGGCAUUGGACUGCUCAAGGAAUUUGCCUCCAAGGAGUUUCUAUCCGGAACCAAUUGGUUGUCCUUGCUGCUCAUGUGCUGGGUGGCCUAUAUUGCAUCCCUGGGCGUUAUACCGCUUAUAUUUGUUAUUAUUAUUGAACAGCUGCCCGCCAAGAUACGCUCUCUGGGCACUUCCAUCUGCAUGGCCACGUUGAGCACCUUCAUCUUUGUCUCGCUCAAAAUAUAUCCGAUGAUGAUCUUUGGCCCCGGCCUGCCAGCCACCAUGUAUAUGUCAGCCGGCGUUUGCGCCAUCGGAUUUAUCAUUUUGGGUCUAUUUCUGCCGGAGACCAAAGGCAAACAGCUGACGCACUAAUUGUUGACGCGUGUGAAAUAUGUUGAUGAUGACUUCAGCGACGACAUCAAUCCCAGCGACCACGCCAAACUGUCGCUUUUGUAUGGGCGACUCAUUGCAUAAGUUAGGAUUACCAUUAUGACUGUGUGUGUGUGUGUGUGUGUGUGUGUGUGUGUGUGUGUGUGUGUGUGUGUGUGUGUGUGUGUGUGUGUACGAAUACGAAUACGGUUACGAGUACUUGCUUGUCAAGAUAUCGCCGCCAAAGCAGCUCACUCAACAGCUUGCCACAAAUAGCAUGGGGGCAUGGCUCAUCCUGAACUCUUGAACUUAAUUCAAUUUUAGUUUUUGCGGCUUUUAUGCUGUUGUUGUUGCUUGGCUCAGUUUCGCGCCCA